AUGGCUGCUCCACAGCUGUCCGACAGCGAAUUCCCUGUCUCAAUAACUAUCUCCCUUCCCUUCCCGACACAACGUCUUGCCUCCUCCGCCUUGCAGGCCAUCGAAGUCGACACCGAGCUGUCCUCGUCCGUGCGACGCACCAUGACUCUCACAACCCCGACCUCCGAGAACGGUGACGAACCGCAGGAAAAGAAGCAGAAGCAGGAUCCCGAGGAGUCGAAGAGCGUACUUCAGACCACCUACCGUGCCACCACCAACCGCAUGCUGCGGGUCGCUGUCAAUGGGUUCAUGGAAAGCUUGGGGGUGGUUCUCGGUGUCAUGAAGGAGUUGGAUAUUGACGUGCUCAAGGCGGAAAUGGAAGGCUGA
Penicillium cinerascens is the source of this 366-nucleotide messenger RNA. Its product is annotated as CTAG/PCC1 family protein. Bases 1 to 366 code for a protein of 121 amino acids. Lineage: Eukaryota; Fungi; Ascomycota; Eurotiomycetes; Eurotiales; Aspergillaceae. The transcript has 2 exons. Gene Ontology annotation, cellular component: EKC/KEOPS complex. The record is from RefSeq and is a predicted model, not a curated record.